Messenger RNA from Chroicocephalus ridibundus (black-headed gull), 2646 nucleotides. RefSeq names its product nipsnap homolog 3A (gene NIPSNAP3A). The transcript has 6 exons. The record is from RefSeq and is a predicted model, not a curated record. The coding region runs from base 61 to 819 and encodes 252 amino acids. Gene Ontology annotation, cellular component: mitochondrion. NCBI's taxonomy places the organism in Eukaryota, Metazoa, Chordata, Aves, Charadriiformes, Laridae.
CCUCCCACGCAACCGACGGCGUCCCGCCGCGCUCGCCUUCCGCCCGGCUUGCCGCUCGCCAUGCUGCCCCCGGGGGCGCUCCGCCGGCCCCUCGCCGCCGCCGCCCGCCUGGCCCGGGCCGGGGCCCGCUCUCAGGUACUCGCAUCCCUUGCUACAGGGCCCAGACAAAAUAAUAGCAUUUUCUACGAAAUUCGCACAUAUGACAUUAAGCCGUCGAAGAUGAAGGAGUUUGUGGAAAUGGUCAACAAGUACUUUCAUCUUCGCACAGCUCACUCGGAGCUGGUGGGAUUCUGGUCUGUGGAGCUGGGAGCGAUGAAUAAGGUUGUCCACGUUUGGAAGUACGAGAAUUUUGCCCAAAGAACAGCAGUCCGGCAUGCACUAGCCAAUGACAACGACUGGCAGGGAAAAUUCAUCUCCGCAGCUCUCCCCUUGGUGGAAAAGCAGCACAAUGAGGUUGCUUAUCUGGUACCCUGGUGUCAGCUUGGGAAGCCUCCAAAAGAAGGGGGAGUAUAUGAAUGGGUUACCUUCCAGAUGAAGCCUGGUGGGCCAGCACUGUGGGGGGAAGCGUUUCGAGCUGCUAUCAAUGCUCACAUCAACACAGGCUACACCAAGCUGAUUGGUGUUUUCCACACAGAGUAUGGAUUACUUAACACAGUCCACGUGAUCUGGUGGAAUGAGAGCCCAGAUCACCGGGCAGCGGGAAGGCACAGUGCCCAUGAAGACGCCAGAGUGGUAGCAGCUGUGCGGGACAGCGUCAGAUUCUUGGAGUCCCAGAAAAAUAUGCUCCUGAUUCCGCUGCAGUGCUCGCCGCUGAAGUAACCUUCUAAAGGAUGCAACUGACGGGAGAAAGGACAAGAUGGAAGUGCUGUCAGCAAGUGCCAUCACAUGGAUCAUCAUACCCUCUUGAACUGAGCCAACUGUUCUUCAGUUUACAAUAAAUGGAUGCAAAACGCUGAUUGCUAGCAACAUAAAUCAGUAAAAUUUUGCACCCUGAUAGCAACUGCUAAACGGAAGUUUAUAGUGAUGUUCCUACCUCCCCAGGAAAAAGAACUUGAGCCAUGUCACUUAUGGCAUGAACCACCCUUCACCUAUCUUUUGUUUUAACCUCUCAGUUCCUAAUGCUUUUCUGCAUAGCUAGAUCACUUACCAAACCUUCCAUUGUCCUUCUCCGACCCUACAGCUCAGGGCUGGUAUCAAUUUCAUAACGUACUUUUGUGGCUCUUGUAGUUAUCACAUCAUACUGGUUUAAGAAGGAAUGCACCCACAUACCUGUUACCCAGUUACAUUUUAAUCAGACUUCUCACUGGGAUGCUGCAUAUUAAUUCUGAGCAAUGUAGAACGUCAGUGUGGCCAGAACUGCCCCUAGGAGCACCUGCAGUGAAGCUGGUCAGGUAGUGGGUCCCAGUGAACUCUGCCACAGGAAGAGCAUUUAUUCCUCUGUUAUAGUUCACUUCAGCCCUUUCCUUUUUUGGUCAGUAAAUGCUUCCUCAAAACUGUGGAUUACACACAUAAUGCUUUGCCUUAUGUAUUUUAGUAUUUCUUAGGGUGCUGAAAUUGGAUUAGCCCUUCUUCAACUGUGCGGUCAAACUCAGCUGAUCAACACGUCCUUACAUUCUUUGAAAUACUUUUUGCCAGACUGUUAAAAGCCAAAUAAAUUUGGAUAAAGCGUGAUUUUUUUUUUAGCAUUUACAGCUCAAGCUCUUGUUUUAAACAGUGAAAUGAUAAACCCCGUUCCCCACAUGAAGCAUUCAGCAGAUCAACAACAGUCUGGUACCAGUUGCUUUAGAGGCAGUAGAGUGAAUAGCAGCAGGGCAGAGGGCACGUCAAGUCAAACUUGGGUGCGCAGUGGUAUGGAGCACCCUCUUCUGCAAUGUAGAGGUCACUAACUGGCAGAGCACUUGGGAGGCUUUUCCACAGGUUAAUCACUGGCUUGCAAUAAGCACUUGAUUUCACAACCCUACUGAAGUAUCUGCGUGCAGUCUGCCUCAUGAUGAUUAUUGCUUCCCUGAAGUGCAUUAAGGUCUCAUGGAAGGCACUAAAAAAAUCAGCUGUAGGCUAUUAUGCUUGUGUCAAAGGAGCAUGGAUGGGAUGCAGCUGCUGUAUUAAGGGAGGCAGCUUUAGCACUCUUGGGUGGAACAACCACUACUUCAGAAACCACUGUCUUAAAAAGUUUAUUUGUAAAAUAUAAAUGGCUGAUAAACUAUCACUAUUAGUUGAUUGAGAAUGUUGCUUUAUGGCAGUUAACUCCAAGAAGGACCUUUUUUUCUUAGUAACAAGAACAUAGGCUGAAAAAUGGGACAGGGAAUUAAUAGGACAAUUUUUGCAUUCAGGUGGGGAAAAAAAAAGUUGUUUUAUUGUUUACCAGAAAAAAAAAAUAAUAGAGUAAGUAUACCAAACCCAUUUUUUUUCAGUAAAACUAUUUCCUUGUCAUCAGCAUUGAGAGUAAACAAUAUAAAGAGAGUAAAAAAUUAGAGGCAUGCUUUAUCCCAAAGUUUGUUGUCCUCUAACAAGAGAUUUAUAAAUCAAGCACAGUCGCCAAAGCACCAGCUGGGCAGUAGAUUGAAACAGAAAACCCAGGAUGUUUUAACUGGCUUCUAAUCUCAAGAUGAACUUCCUUAAUGAGUGUAACUUCAAGAACUGGUUGGA